AACCUAUCAGUAAACGUUUUUCUAAUGACCACUUGCAGAUUUUGAGGUUAACUGCUACUGCAAAAGUUGAAACUUUGCCGAGUCUAAAGAUCAACAGUAACGACUAACUUUUAACUUGAACGCAAACGUCGAGCUUAUAAACAGACUUUUACUUAAAACAUGCUUUUUCGGUUUUAGGCAAUAAGAUAUUUUUCCAUGCCCCAAGCGGAGGCAGAGCCUCAAGAUGAAGCCAAAGAAUCACCAACAGCAUCAAAAAAGCAACCAGACAUUACCUAUGAUGUGACAAAGAUAAAGAAAAAACCCUGGGGUAGGCGAAGGGAGGAUAGACGUCUGGAAAAAAUGAAGAAACUAAAACAGAAACCAAAUCCUAAUCCUAAAUUUAAAGGAAGAGUUAAACCCUCAAAAGAACUUUUAGAGAAGUAUAGUAAAGGUAAAGGGGUAAAUGUAAAAGGUGUGAAAUUAGAUAUACAUAAAAAGAAAAUUAGGAAAAAGGAAGAUAAGAUUAAGUUUGCUGAAGAACAAGCAGCCAUGGCAGAAAUUCUUCUAACAGAAGAUGCUGGAUUCUUAGAAGCAGAUUCAGGUGAGACCACCACCCAGUUCACUCAAAAGCAAAUUGUAGAUAGUGUGGACAUAGCAGCAGCUACAAAACACUUUGACCUCCAUCUGGACUUUGGUCCAUAUAGAGCCAAGUACACCAGGAAUGGCAGGCAUUUACUCAUUGGUGGCCAGAGAGGCCAUGUGGCCGCAUUUGAUUGGAUGACAAAGAAGCUCCAUUGCGAAAUGAAUGUGAUGGAAUCUGUACAUGAUGUAUGUUGGCUGCACAUUGAGACCAUGUUUGCAGUUGCACAGAAGAGCUGGGUGUAUAUUUAUGAUAAUCAGGGAAUCGAGUUGCACUGCAUCAAAAGGUUGAAUAGGGUCUCUAGGAUGGAGUUUUUGCCUUACCAUUUUCUACUAGGAAGCUGUAGUGAAGAAGGGUAUUUGAGCUGGUUAGACGUAUCUAUAGGUCAGUUAGUUGGUCAGUACAACACCAACUUAGGAAGACUGAAUAUUCUGACGCAAAACCCAUGGAAUGCCACACUAUGUUUAGGACAUGCCAAAGGAGUGGUUUCUUUUUGGGCACCAACUUCAAGGGAACCAUUGGCAAAGAUGUUGUGUCAUAAAGCUCCAUUACUAGCUGUGGAUAUAGAUCCGUCAGGGACGUAUAUGGCGACAUCUGCCACAAACAGAGAACUGAAGAUUUGGGAUGUUAGAAAACUAGAGGGACCUGUUCAGGAAUACAAGCUUGUCACAUCUGCAAAUAACCUAGCAUUUUCUCAGAAAAAGUUGUUAGGUGUGGGAAUGGGCAACAUUGUAGAAGUAUACAGGGAUUGCUGUAUUACGGCCGCAAAACGUCCCUACCUAAGGCACCGUUUCGUCACUCCGAUAAGCAAUUUCAAAUUCUGCCCAUAUGAAGACGUGUUGGGUGUAGCACACGGCCGUGGUUUCACAAGUCUGCUGGUACCAGGCGCGGGUGAACCUAACUUUGAUUCUCUCGAAGCUAAUCCGUUCCAAUCGAAAUCACAACGUAGAGAGGCGGAAGUUAAAGCUUUGUUGGAGAAGAUUCAACCAGAACUGAUCACUUUGGAUCCGACUGUGAUAGCAGAAGUUGACACACCAACACUUCAAGACAAGAUUGAAGCUAAAAAGAAAUUACUGUAUUUGAAGCCGCCAAGAAUAAACUAUGAACCAAGAAAGAAAGCAAAGGGGAAAGGGGGUUCAGUCAAAAUGGCUAGGAACAAGAAGAUACUGCAAGAGGAAGCAACGAAGGAAUUUGUCAAGAAGAAAAAGGAAAUAUUAAAAGAAAAUACAGAAUGUGCUAAACAGAACAAACCACAACAUGUAUUGGAUAGGUUUUUACCAAAACAAAAAUAAAAUAUUUGUUAAGCAAGUUUAUUCAGUCUUCUUAAUGUAACA
Molecule: messenger RNA, 1953 nt
Organism: Acanthoscelides obtectus
Lineage: Eukaryota; Metazoa; Arthropoda; Insecta; Coleoptera; Chrysomelidae
Source: the annotation of a GenBank genome assembly